This is a messenger RNA of Xenopus tropicalis (tropical clawed frog), 2189 nucleotides long. RefSeq names its product E3 ubiquitin-protein ligase TRIM39-like. Gene Ontology annotation, biological process: antiviral innate immune response. Gene Ontology annotation, molecular function: zinc ion binding. The transcript has a single exon. Bases 28 to 1710 code for a protein of 560 amino acids. The record is from RefSeq and is a predicted model, not a curated record. Gene Ontology annotation, cellular component: cytoplasm. Lineage: Eukaryota; Metazoa; Chordata; Amphibia; Anura; Pipidae.
GUUUCGUUUCUUUUCCCGCGUCCCAGGAUGGCGGCUGCUGAUCUGAGAGACGAGCUGAGCUGCUCCAUCUGCCUGAGCGUUUAUACUGAUCCUGUGUCCCUGCCCUGUAGCCAUAACUUCUGCCGGGGCUGCAUUGGGGGGGUGCUGGGUACCCAGGAGGGGUCUGGGGCUUAUUCCUGCCCUGAAUGCAGAGCCGAGUAUCGGGAACGCCCGGCCCUGCCCAGGAACAGAACUCUGGGGAACAUUGCAGAGCGAUUCCUUUCUGCUCAGCCGGAGCCGGGGGAGACUGGGAUCCUCUGCACUUACUGUGACUCCCCUGUGGCUGCUGUUAAAUCCUGUGAGCAGUGUGAGACCUCCCUGUGUGAUACCCACUUACACAAGCACAACAAGUCUGUACGGCACGUCCUAACUGAGCCCACCAACUCCUUUAUGGGAAAAAAAUGCUCCACCCACAGUGAGUUUCUAAAAUAUUACUGCUGUGAGGAUUUGGUCUGUGUCUGUGUGUCCUGCUGCCUGGCCGGGGGGCACCGGGGCCACAGGGUGGAGCUGCUGAGUGAGGCCUCUGAGAAGAAGAAAGAGAAACUGAGGAAAGUUCUGGAGAAACUGAGCCCAGAGAGAGAGGAGACUGAGAGAGGAGCCCAGAGGCUGCAGGAGCGCAGGAGAGACGUGGCAGAAAGAGCAGCCGGUGAGACAGAGAGAGUCACUGCCCUGUUUAGAGACAUCAGGGAAGAGCUGGAAGCCCUAGAGAAGAGACUCCUGAGUGACAUCUCCAGGCAGAAAGAGGAGAUUUCCCUCCAACUCACUGAGCUGAUCCAACAGCUGGAAAUAAAGAAGGAUGAGCUGUCCGGGAAGAUCCAGCACAUUGAGGAGCUGUGCAACAUGGCAGCUCCACUCACUGUCCUACAGGAACAAUGGGAAUCAGAUGGAGCUGCAGAUAAUGAAGAGGAAUAUGAUACUGAGGAGGAUAAAGAUGAGGAAUAUGAUACUGAGGAGGAUAAAGAUGAGGAAUAUGAUACUGAGGAGGAUAAAGAUGAGGAAUAUGAUACUGAGGGGGCAGAUACUGAGGGCAGAGAGACAGAGGGUAUAAAGGUCCCGGCUGUAGGGAAUCUGGAUGUGGAUCGGAUCUCAGAGACAUUACUCACAGGCUUAGCUGGGAUUGUGACUGGGAUAAAGGGAAGGAUCUAUGGGCAGGAGGCUACAGACCUGGUACUGGAUAUAAAUACAGCGAGUGAUUAUGUUGCUUUAUCAGAGGACAGGAAAACUGCAUCCCGGUCAGAGACUGCCCUGUGUUACCCACACACACCAGAGAGGUUUAUAGAAUACGCCCAAGUGUUAAGUACCAGGGGUUUCCCAUCAGGGCGACAUUACUGGGAAGUGGAGGGAAGUGAGUCAGGAAGUUGGGCUGUGGGGGCGGCCUAUCCCAGUAUAGAGCGAGAAGGAGAUAAAUCAGGUUUGGGAAUUACUAUAGAAUCCUGGGGUUUGUGCAAAUAUCAUGAUAACAUUAAUAUGUUACAUGACUCCAUAGAAACUCCUGUAUCCCCCUCCUGCCGGAGAUUCAGGAUCUCACUGGACUAUGAGGCCGGACAUUUGUCCUUCUAUGAGCUGAGUGAGCCAAUCAGGCACUUACACACCUUCACUGCCUCCUUCACUGAGCCCCUGCACCCUGCAUUCUAUGUGAAUGGUAACGGCUGGGUGAGAAUCUGCAGCUGAUCCCAUUAGGCUAAUGCCACACCAUGUGUAUGGCGUAUAUUUUUGACAAGCUGAAAAACAUGUGCCAAAAAUACACGCCAUAUGCUCCUACCUGUGCCUGCACCGGAAUGAACGGAAUCUCCCCGGCACCAUAAGUUGCAUGUGAUUGGCUGAGCUCUGGUUAGUUCAGAUCAGUGGGGUUUAUGGAAAUACACAAACCUGCCUGUUACACAGAAUGAUAAAUAGAAGCAGGUAGAGAAGCAGCAACAACAGGGGAUUGAGCCUCUGUAUUCAUAUCAUUGCUACUGAUACAUAUAAAUAAUAGGGAUAAUAGGAACAGCACAGACUUAUACAGCCUGAAAUCCACAUACAAUGCAUUACUAACAGGAGGGCAGUAAUAGUCUGAAAGGAGCAGAUUUGUAAGUCUAUAAGUAAUCGGGUUGGGGGCUGUACCUGUAAUCACAUGAGCAAAAUAAACAGAACUUGUGCUGAAUAAUAUA